Molecule: messenger RNA, 1301 nt
Organism: Phlebotomus argentipes
Lineage: Eukaryota; Metazoa; Arthropoda; Insecta; Diptera; Psychodidae
Product: cytochrome P450 CYP12A2-like
Exons: 3
Coding region: 2-1057 (351 amino acids)
Molecular function (GO): monooxygenase activity; heme binding; oxidoreductase activity, acting on paired donors, with incorporation or reduction of molecular oxygen
Source: RefSeq, a predicted model, not a curated record
CAUGAGAGACGUGAAUUUGGAAACACCAGCAAAUUUUGUCUAUCAAUUGAAUAUCUGGGCGCUUGAGUCGAUUUCCUACAUCACAAUGGACAUGCGAUUGGGUCUGCUGACUGAAAAACCAGAUCCGAUUGUUGACAAACUUAUGCUUGCACUGAAGGACUUUUUCCAAUUGUCAUACGAACUUGACUUCCAACCGUCGGUGUGGAAAAUCUACAAAACCCCCAAAUAUAGUCGCUUUAUAGAAACAAUGGAUUUCAUGAAUGAGUAUGAAGACUUUUCUCUAUACUUCCAUCCAGAGUUAAGAUUAUUAUUUUUCCAUAGGACAGUUGGAAAAUUUGUUGACAAAGGCGUGUCAAAUCUUAUGAAGAAGGAUAAAAAGGAUGGCGACAAAACUAAAGAUGAUAGCAUUCUUGAAAAGCUGUACGAAAUCGACAAGAAUUUCGCAGUCAGUAUGAUAUUGGACUUUAUGUUAGCCGGAGUUGACACAACUUCAUCCGGAGUGUUUAUGGUUCUCUACAACUUGGCAACAAAUCAGGAGAAGCAGGAUAUUUUGAGGGAGGAAUUGCUGAAGAUCCUUCCAGAGAAGGACACGCCAUUGACCAAGGAAAAGAUGAGCAGCUUGCCUUACUUGAGAGCCUGCGUAAAGGAAGCUCUGAGAGUGACUCCAGUGGCGAUAGGAAAUAUUCGAACAACAGGGAGAAACAUUGUCCUGAAGGGAUAUCAAAUCCCAAAGAAAACUGACGUGCUUAUGAACAAUCAAGCUGUUCACUUAGACGAAAAGUACUUCCCUCAGCCAAAUUCCUUCCUUCCCGAACGCUGGUUGAGGUCAGAAGAGAAGCACGAGAAUUACAAUCCUUUUUCGUAUCUUCCUUUCGGUUUUGGCAGUCGUAAUUGCGUCGGACGAAGAUUUGCCGAAAUGGAAAUUGAAUCCUUGGUCACGAGAUUGGUGAGAAACUAUCAUCUCGAGUGGCAUCAUCCUGCACCAGAGAUUCACUUUCGGACUCUGUAUAUCCCUCACGGGGUCCUUAAGUUGCGUCUUCGAGAAUUGGUUGAAUAAUUUCAUUUGUGUUUUUCAGACAUAAUGUACAAAUAAAUAGAUUUAUUUAAGAAUAAGAAAAUUAAUAUGCUUUGAAGUAAUUCUUAGAUAUAAAUGAUUGUUAAUUGAAUCAGUUCUUGUAAUGUUUCUUCUCAUUUUCCAAGGGAUUUUCUUCGUAAGUAAGUUGGUUCAACGUCUAUCAUUAAUAAAAAUAGCUCUUAAGGCAUAAAAAUAGGGCAAAUUCAUGAGAUUAAGCAUAAUGAUG